AUGGGUGAAGAAGAACAAGAAUUUGCACUUUCUGAAGAACAAAUAUCUGAAAUUCGUGAAGGAUUUAAUAUGUAUGAUCGUGAGAAAAAAGGAGAAAUAUCAACAUCGUUAUUAGGAACCGUAAUGAAAAAUCUUGGUCAUAAUUUAAAACCUGAUCAACUAGCCGAAUGUAUCGAAGCUGUUGAUGGAGAUGGAAGUGGAACAGUUGAUUUUGAUGAAUUUUUGGCAUUAAUGGCUAAAAAAACGAAAGAAGCAGAAGAUGAACGAGAACUACGUGAAGUAUUUCGUGUUUUCGAUAAAAAUAGUCGUGGAGUCAUCGAUGUGGCUGAUUUGAAAUUAAUAUUCAAAGCACUUGAUCCAGAUAUGGCAGAAGAUGAAGUAGAUCAAAUCAUAUCAGAAGUUGAUGAAGAUGGAAGUGGAACGGUUGAUUUUGAAGUUUCAUGUUAUACUCUUGAGACUGUGACAAUGACCGUUCUACCAGAUAUUAAAGCAACACCGAUUCGCUCGGUUCAAUCACCUCGGUUAUCGCGAACACAAUCAUUACCAAAACUGAGCGAGUCUCCUACAAUUAUCGAUCGAAAAACAUCAUCACGUCAGUCACGGAAAAAAGAGAUACGUAGUUCAAUACCAUCAUCUCGUGCUAAAACUCCAAAAGUAAAAAUUGUUGCUAGACACAAUUCACUACGUCAUAGAUUCCCAAAAAAUGAAGGAGCUAAAGAAUAUCAUUUCACUUGGAAACCAUUGGUAAGAGAACCAUACGAUUAUGAUUAUCAAUGGGAACCUGUUCAACGUGAAGAUAUACGACAUCAGUAUGACAAUCAUAUACCACCCGAACGAAUUAUUGCUAGUCGUCCCGAUCAUCCCUAUGCAAUGAAUAGUCAUUUUGAAACAGAAGAUAGACAUUAUCAAAAUUAUAAACGUAGUCAACAAAUGAGACAAGCACAAUGGAAUAGAGAACAUAUUGAAUAUACAAUUUAUCCAUACUCUAAAAUAGACGAAAGAGAAAUGUACAAUAAACGAAUACGAUCAACAUUAAAAGAACAAAUGGAACAGAAAAUGCUUUCAGAUAGAGCUCAUCAUAUAGAAAAAAGUCGUGAAACAUUAAUAGCAAUGGAACAAGAUCGACGUGAUUUAGAAUCUGAUAAACAAAGACAUAUUGACAGAUCAAAAAUGUUAUUAGAUUUUACAAUUAAUAAUAAAAAGUUAAUGGAAAAUAAAUGGGAUUAUGACAAUUGGAAUAAAAAAUAUCAAUGGCAUGUUGAUCGAAGUAUUUUAAUGGAUGAUCCCGUUAAUUGGAGUAAAACAAUGACAUAA
Messenger RNA from Didymodactylos carnosus, 1314 nucleotides. The record is from the annotation of a GenBank genome assembly. NCBI's taxonomy places the organism in Eukaryota, Metazoa, Rotifera, Eurotatoria, Philodinida, Philodinidae.